This is a messenger RNA of Sinocyclocheilus rhinocerous, 1743 nucleotides long. RefSeq names its product transcription factor 15. The coding region runs from base 105 to 683 and encodes 192 amino acids. The record is from RefSeq and is a predicted model, not a curated record. The transcript has 2 exons. Gene Ontology annotation, molecular function: DNA-binding transcription factor activity, RNA polymerase II-specific; RNA polymerase II transcription regulatory region sequence-specific DNA binding; protein dimerization activity. Lineage: Eukaryota; Metazoa; Chordata; Actinopteri; Cypriniformes; Cyprinidae. Gene Ontology annotation, biological process: regulation of transcription by RNA polymerase II; developmental process.
CAAGAAAUGGCAUGCUGAAGUGCCACGGGGCCACGGAAGAUCUCUGGAUACCGGAUCAGACGCAGCUGCCCCCCGGCUGCUAUUUUCACUCAGCUUAAAGCACCAUGGGCAGCCAGCAUCUACACCAUGGACUACCGACAACAACCAGUCUGUCUCUGCACGCCAUGAAGUCCACCACAGAGGAACACGAGCAUCCUGCACACGAUACCCUGAGCUUGCCUUCCGACCCUGAUGAGCUCGACAGUGGCAGCGAAAGUUCGGAGAAAUCCACCGGAGCGGGGAGCCCCAUGCAGGUCCACAGGGAGGCGGGGAGACGCAGAGGGGGUCGUAGACUUGCAGGGGUGAGCAAACAACGUCAGGCAGCUAACGCUCGGGAGCGAGACCGCACACACAGCGUCAACACUGCCUUCACGGCUCUGCGUACCCUCAUCCCCACGGAGCCGGCCGACAGGAAGUUGUCAAAAAUUGAGACCCUGCGAUUGGCAUCAAGCUACAUUUCACACUUGGCCAAUGUACUUCUGCUAGGGGAGGACUGCAGGGAUGGGCAACCGUGUCUGAAAUAUCACAACAUCUUACAAAGCAACACCAACCUCAAAACUCCACCAGUCCGACCCAUCUGUACCUUCUGCUUGAGUAACCAAAGGAAAAUGCUUAGAGACGGGGAAAAGCACACAACUGCGUGACAGCAGAUGUUCUCCCAACUGACCGCUGCUACAUACGAGCUCUCAACUUCUGAAUGUUUACAUGUAAAGAGACAUUGCCUUGCAAAGAGACAAAACAUUUUUUUUUUUAUUAUUGUUUAAUCUCUGAGGACAGACAAAACGAGCAACAUGAAAAGAGACGAAUCUGCACUUUUUCUGCAUGUGUGUCCACCUUAUCAACUGUGUUUUGGUUAAUGUAACCGGAGAAUAUGUGUAAAGUUGCACCUGGUGGGAGGCUAUUUCAGUAUCAGAUAUAGUAAGCUACACCAUCCCUCGCCUUAAAAAACAGUCUUGCGUCUGCCUCCUGCACGUCACAUGAUGGCAAUUGAAACUUUGCGGUUUGCAGUGGUCGCUGUCAGUACAACGGUGGGUAAAAAUCUCAUCCCCUCCCUCUUGUCUCCACAUCUAUGCCAGGACCACAAUCCCAACAUGGCUCUCAGGAGACUGUAAACAAGAUUCUAACCUAAGCACGAUAAUUUGGGUUGGGCAAAGCAUGCUAAAUAUUUAUUAGAAAGUUCAAGUGGCACAUGACUGAAUGCUAUAGGUGGAAGUAUUUCAUAAUGAGAGCAUAAUCUUUCAUGUCUCGGGAGCUGGUGUUGGUCAAGGUACAUGAUCCCUAACACGAGCCCUGGGUUAUGACCCUGACCCCAAUUGUUCUGUAGCCUUGUCUCAAAUGCUACCCUAAAUCCUUUUGGUCUUUCUUUGAGUCCACGCUUUGGUGAGAUAAUGUUGUGUAGACUGUUGAGUAGUAGUGCUCACCAGUGCAGGCUCAGGAAAAAAGGUACAUUGAGGUCACACCGUAACAACAAAGGGCAUGCUUUUGCUUCUUAAUCAUAAAAUGCCAAAUUGUAUAUUUCACUGAAAUUGCAUGAAGGAAGGCCAUUUGAGCAUAAGUGCAACUCACGAGCGCCUACGUCAAGGCAGAAGCUUGUUGCAUUGCAUGCAUUUCAAGACUUGCUGUCGUCAAUGUUAGAGUGCAGACUUGAUGCAUCAAUUAUGCAAUCAUUUUCCACAACUCUACAGUAUGCAAUUGUAUCUCUUA